AUGACAUCUACUAAGCUUCUUCUUACCGGAGCGACCGGAUAUAUCGGGGGAACUGUACUCACUCAGCUGUUGAACUCGACUAUCCCCCAAAUUCAGUCCUUGGCCAUUUCCGUUCUGAUUCGGAAAAAGGAGCAGGCCGACAUCUAUCAAUCCAAAGGAGUCACUCCCGUCAUCUUCAAUGGUCUAGAGGCAACGGAGGAUAUCCGACGCAUCGCCAGCGAACAUGAUAUUGUCAUCCAUGCCGCCGAUUCAACGAGUCCUGCGGCGGCCGAGGCUUUGAUUCUAGGUCUUGCAGAUACCCAAGACAGCAGCAAACCCAAGUACUUUCUCCAUAUCAGCGGAACCUCGAGUCUGGGCGAUCGACCUGUCACGAAACAGAUCUUGGAGUCUAGAGUCUUCUCGGACAAAGACGACAUUUACAGCUACUUGAAAGGACGCGAGGCGAUCGAGUCUUACGCCCAACGCGCCACCGACAUCAAGACCGUGGAGGCUGGAGAGCAAGCAGGUGUCAACACCUUGAUUGUGAAGGCCCCGCUUAUUUAUGGUCGGGGCACGGGGCUCUUCAACCAAAAGUCGUUCCAUAUCCCCGCACUUAUUCAUGGAGCCGUUGCUGCCGGACAGGCCGAGUACGUGGGUGACGGGGCUGGGGUUUGGGAUUACGUUCACGUCGUCGAUCUCGCCGAGCUGUUUGAGCUUCUCGUCGCUCGCAUCCUGCGAGGGGAGCCCGUCUCCACCGGCCGACAGGGAUUCUACUUUGCCGAGACCGAGAAGCAUUCUUGGAAGCACUUGGCAGAGGGGAUAGCGAAGGCUGGCUACAGCCUGGGACGGUUGACCUCACCGGUGCCACAAGCAAUCACCCUGAAGGAAGCUGCCGAGAAAUAUACGGGCGGAGAUGAGCACAUAGCGGAGGUGGGCCUGGCGUCAAACUCUUCCACUUCCGCCCAACGAGCUCGGGAGCUAGGCUGGAAGCCAACGACCAGCAUUGAGCUUCAACAGACUCUACAAGAUGAUUUCACUCUCCUGUUUGGUCGCGCAUGA
This is a messenger RNA of Aspergillus melleus, 1038 nucleotides long. RefSeq lists its product as uncharacterized. NCBI's taxonomy places the organism in Eukaryota, Fungi, Ascomycota, Eurotiomycetes, Eurotiales, Aspergillaceae. The coding region runs from base 1 to 1038 and encodes 345 amino acids. The record is from RefSeq and is a predicted model, not a curated record. The transcript has 3 exons.